Messenger RNA from Nasonia vitripennis (jewel wasp), 4992 nucleotides. RefSeq names its product ATP-dependent 6-phosphofructokinase (gene Pfk). The record is from RefSeq and is a predicted model, not a curated record. Lineage: Eukaryota; Metazoa; Arthropoda; Insecta; Hymenoptera; Pteromalidae. The transcript has 16 exons. Gene Ontology annotation, biological process: fructose 1,6-bisphosphate metabolic process; canonical glycolysis; fructose 6-phosphate metabolic process. Gene Ontology annotation, cellular component: 6-phosphofructokinase complex; cytoplasm. Bases 469 to 2862 code for a protein of 797 amino acids. Gene Ontology annotation, molecular function: AMP binding; fructose-6-phosphate binding; monosaccharide binding.
GUAUUGGUGUAUAGAAGCGAUGGUAUAGCUGCGCGCGGCGCCUAGCCUAGUCUAUAACUGUUGUAAAUUAUAUCUCGUAGCUGUUCGGGGGCGGCUCGACCAACCGGACUGACAGUACAGCGACUAGCGCGAGAGCCUUCAGUUCAGUAAUCGAGCAAACGAGCACCGCGCGCGCACAGUAAUCGCAGUGGCCAGUGGAGUUAAUGCCUGUGGCUGUGCCAACAGCAGUAGUAGCAGGCGGGGAACGGCCCGGCAGCAAAGGUCACCUUCACACCGACUUGGUGUGCGCCUUUCGCGCACAUUUGCUCGAAGCUUCUGCUUCUGAAUUGCGGACACUUGCAGCUGCAAUACACGUCAACUCGACACUCGGUGGUAUCUAGCUGUGCUGCUGCUGCUGCAGAAGACUAAGAAAAGCGCGUUCUUUCGUACGCUGGCCACUGACUGGUGAACUAGUCUUCGACGAUCAUCAUGGACGAAGAACAGGUGGCCCACAGGUUUAUUAAACCUGGCAGUCACAGAGGGAAAGGCCUUGCUGUUUUUACCAGUGGUGGCGAUUCUCAGGGUAUGAAUGCUGCUGUCCGUGCUGUUGUUCGCAUGGGCAUCUACUUAGGGUGCAAAGUUUUCUUCAUUAGAGAAGGUUACCAAGGAAUGGUGGACGGUGGUGACAAUAUCGUUGAGGCCAACUGGUCCUCUGUGUCUUGCAUCAUCCAUCGUGGUGGCACGGUGAUCGGCUCGGCCCGUUGCAUGGAAUUCCGAGAGCGUGAAGGUAGAAAGAGGGCGGCCAAGAAUUUGGUGACACGCGGUAUAUCCAACUUGUGCGUCAUUGGUGGAGACGGCUCUCUGACCGGUGCCAAUCUCUUCAAAGAAGAAUGGGCCGAUCUGUUGAAAGAAUUGGUGAAAGAUGGCGAAAUCACACUGGAGCAAAGCGAAAAAUACAAGCAUUUGCACAUCGUCGGUCUGGUUGGCUCGAUCGACAAUGACUUUUGCGGAACGGAUAUGACCAUCGGUACGGACACCGCGCUACACAGGAUCAUCGAAAGCAUCGAUGCCAUCGCCAGUACUGCCUACUCGCACCAGCGUACCUUCAUUAUGGAAGUAAUGGGCCGUCAUUGCGGGUACCUGGCGAUCGUAGGUGCUUUAGCCGCAGAGGCGGACUACGUAUUCUUCCCGGAAAGUCCACCUCCCGCCGACUGGCCUGAGAAACUUUGCAAAAAGUUGGAGCAGGAGCGGCUGACGGGUCAGAGGCUGAACAUCAUCAUCGUGGCUGAGGGUGCCCUCGACAGAAACGGUGACCCCAUCACCGCUGAGAAGGUGCGCCAGGUCGUCGUCGAGAAGCUUCAGCAGGACACGAGAAUCACGGUUCUCGGCCACGUCCAACGCGGUGGCAAUCCCUCGGCCUUCGAUCGCGUUCUCGGCUGCCGUAUGGGUGCCGAGGCCGUGAUGGCACUGGUUGAGGCGACCCCCGAAACGGAAGCCUGCGUCGUAACAUUGGACGGCAACCAGGCCGUACGGCUGCCUCUGAUGGAAUGCGUACGGCGCACCAAGGCUGUGGCCCAGGCUAUGGCUGACAAGAACUGGGACUUGGCUGUACAGCUACGUGGAAAGGGCUUCGUCCGAAACCUCGAGACCUACAAGAUGCUAACUCGGCUCAAAGCUCCCGUCGAAAUCGACCCCAACAAGGAGGGAGGUCAUCCCGUGUUGACCAAGGACCAUUACACAUUGGCGGUGAUGCACGUCGGUUCGCCGUCAUGCGGCAUGAACGCCGCUGUGCGUUCUUUCGUGAGAAACUGCAUUUACCGCGGUGACAAGGUAUACGGUAUUAUGGACGGUGUUCUGGGCUUGGCGACGGGCAAGUUGAAGCUCAUGGAUUGGCCCUCGGUGACGGGUUGGGUCGCUCAGGGUGGCGCCUAUCUGGGUACUAAACGAGCCCCACCCAAGGACGAUCAACUUCCUCUAAUCGCUCAGAAACUGAAGGAGUUUGGAAUUCAGGCUCUUCUUAUAAUUGGUGGUUUCGAGGGAUUUCAAACCGGUCUUAGUUUCUACAACGCCAGAACUCAGCACCCAGAAUUUCGCAUCCCCAUUGCCAUGAUUCCUGCCACUAUUAGUAACAAUGUUCCGGGAACCGAGUUUUCUCUGGGUUGUGAUACAGCUCUCAAUGAAAUUACCGAGAUUUGCGACCGUAUCAGGCAGUCGGCUCAGGGUACAAAGCGCCGCGUUUUUAUCAUUGAAACUAUGGGCGGAUUUUGCGGUUAUCUUGCCACCCUGGCGGGACUGGCAGGUGGUGCCGACGCGGCCUACAUUUUCGAGGAAAAAUUCAACAUCAAGGAUCUUAACCAAGAUAUCAUCGCGAUGGCUGCCAAAAUGUCCGAGGGAGUGCAGCGCGGUCUAAUUCUGCGUAAUGAGAGUGCCAACUCGAAUUACAAUACCGAGUUCAUGCAAAGGCUCUUCACCGAAGAGGGUAAAGGACUUUUCAGCUGCAGAAUGAAUAUAAUCGGUCACAUGCAGCAAGGUGGUUCGCCCACUCCGUUUGAUCGUAAUUUGGGCACUAAGAUGGGAGCCAAGGCUGUCGAAUGGUUUACAGAGCGAUUGAAGAAGGAUACCACAGCCGAUGGACAGGCGGUUUCUAAUAGCGACGAGAGUGCCGUAAUGCUGGGUAUUGUCAGACGUCAGUACAGAUAUACGCCGUUCAGCAAACUAAUCGAUACCACUGAUUUCGAGCACAGAAUCCCUACAUAUCAGUGGUGGAUGAAACUGCGUCCACUGCUCAAAGUAUUGGCAAAGCAUGAGUCGACCUACGAGGAAGAGGGUCUCUACAUCACGGUCGAGGAAAUGGACAAGAACAAUGACGCACCGCUAGUUUAAUCUCGUCUGCUAGAUGCAACGACAGUUUUUCUAGCCAGUAUUCCGUUUUAUUCGCAGUCUCGCCCCCCCCCCCUCCCCUUCCCUCUCUCUCUCUCCAAUAUAUAUUUGUUCAUUUUUGUCGUUACAUUAUAAUUAUUAUUCAAGUUUCAAUGAUAUUUGCAACAAUGAAAAGCACGCCAAAACUUGAAUAAUGCUCAUAAUUAAUAUAUUAACGAUGGUGUCGAUGAUUAAAGAACAAAGUAAAAUGCAACAAAUCAUGAAUACUAUAAACAAGCCUGAUAAGGUCACUGUUUAUGUCACUCUCAUGCGCGCAAGAUGAAGAGCUGGUCACUUUCUCUGAACCUGCAUUUUUUUCGAAAAAAGCGAAAUAAGAAAGUAGUUUAUAUAUAACCUGUUACAAUAGUGUUUUGCACGCUGGUCGCGGAAGCACACGUUAAUAGAGGAAAAGAGAGAGAGAGAGAGAGAGAAAUAGCAAAGUUGAAUUUUUUCACUUCUUAGCCGUGUGUCAAGGAUGAAAAUGUUAUACUUUUAGAUAAAUGUACCCAUAAGCCUCGGGGGGGCGCAUACUUGAAUGAGCUGUUAUAACAAUGGUGAUAAAUAUAUGAAUAUAUAUUUUCAAGUGUGACUAACAAAUUCUGUAUUUUUAUUAGUAAGAGUAAUAGAAGAAUUUCAUGUCAAUGUAAGGUUAAAGCCUAAAAAAGGGUUUUAUAGGGAAAAAAAAAAUGAAAGCAAAUGGAUCAAUGGUUUGGUUUUUUCUUUUAGUUUAUGCCAUAGUUAUUUAAAAAUAUUUAUCAAAUAAGGAAACAUGCGUGCACGUAUGUAUGAGCAGUGUGCAUACGCUGUACAUGCACUCAUUGAUAGUACACUUUUCAAUAGUAGAGCAAUUAUUUUAUCCAACUCUACUAACCUGCAAGGAACAAAUUAGAUUUUUCGGCUGUGGGGAAUAAAAUAUUGUUUGACAGUUGAGAGGCUAUAUGUGAGACUGUAAUUGGAAGAAUUCCCCUGCGAGAUAAACAAGCAAUUUCCGCUCCCGUGUCGAAAAGCCAAACCAUCGCGCAGAUUACCAUGAUUGUGUCCAAUUGAUGAACCUCUGCAGUCUCCUAAAAUAUAACAAUAACAUUUAUUAGUGCGUACUUUGACCACCCAAUGCAGUGGUCUCGUCGUCGUAGUCGACGAACAUACAUAUGUACCUAGAAAAAGCAGCACUGCAGCAGUCAGAGAAACAGUCAAACGGAAAACAAACCUAGUUCCACACUUUUGUCAGCGUUUUGUAAGAGAAAAAAAAGAAGUGUCAGAAUUCUCCUUACUUAGCGUUUUGAGUCGCUUCGAGGCUUUAAAGGGCUAUCUGGAGAAAUAUACUUGUCUACCUCAGAAAGUCGACUAAUCAAUGCGAUCGCCCGAUAUAGAAGAAAUCGGCGCGACUCUCGGGCUAUGUAUCCGAGCAGUCAUCGUAGUCGAUCGCGCGCAUAAUUUUCUCGAAUGGAAAAUAAUAACAAAUAUAACGCUGUCCUGAUAGCGCGUCAUUUUUUGUUGAUUGUCGAUAGUGUAAUGUUUUUGAAAAGAAAAAAAAACAGUUUAGUCAGCUGCAAAUGUAUUGUGCACAUUCUCCUCCCCUCGCAGCUCUCUCUUUUCUCAAGAUUUAUAUAGCUCAUGUUGUUUCUGCUAAAUAGAGUUAUAUCGACAAUAUACAACGACAAACGACAGAUAAAAGUUAAUAAUGUCUUGAAAAUGACGACGCACACUUUAAUGCGAUAUCUGUACUUGUACGUGUACAAGACUUGUUGGUAGAAAAAAAUAAAAACGAGAGAGGGGAAGGUGGGAGAGAGAAAUGGGCAGCUCGGAAAUAUCGAAUUUGGACGAAUUUUCGUGUUCAAUGUGUCGUGUUUAUUGUGCGUCUCUUAUACAACGCCGUUCAGCAGUCCGUUUGUUCGAUCACGCACUCAGCUCUUUACACAAUCGAGUUUUCAAGUUUACCUGCACAAGGCGUAUAUAGUAAAGUGCGCCUGCAGUUAGUCCAAAGAAUAAAAUAGAGGAAAUUGCAAUAAGCGCAAAAAUAAGAUUCUACUUGAAUAUGGCAUAAGAAUUUGAGAUUUGUAAGUGAACGAAUGAAUAAAGUUAUACACGAUCGUA